Aspergillus tanneri is the source of this 621-nucleotide messenger RNA. RefSeq names its product putative BAP31 domain protein. The transcript is spliced from 4 exons. Gene Ontology annotation, biological process: intracellular protein transport; endoplasmic reticulum to Golgi vesicle-mediated transport. Bases 1 to 621 code for a protein of 206 amino acids. The record is from RefSeq and is a predicted model, not a curated record. Gene Ontology annotation, cellular component: endoplasmic reticulum membrane; endoplasmic reticulum. Lineage: Eukaryota; Fungi; Ascomycota; Eurotiomycetes; Eurotiales; Aspergillaceae.
AUGACACUGUACUAUAGUCUUGUAUUUUGCCUCUUAGUUUUCGAGAUGGCGGUCUUCAUGGGCCUCAUCCUCCCGCUUCCUUUUACCGUCAAGCGAAAGCUCUUUACGUUCAUUUCGGAAAGCCCGGUUGUCGCCAAACUCCAGUAUGGUCUCAAGAUUACUUUUAUUUUCAUCCUGAUUCUUUUCAUCGACAGUGUCAACCGGGUGUACCGUGUGCAGCUUGAGCUGGCCUCUUUCCAUAAGGAAGGUGGCGGUAUGGCAGCUGCUGCCCUCGGUACCGAUCGCAUGGAAAUACAGGCACGCAAAUUCUAUUCUCAGCGUAACAUGUAUCUCUGUGGCUUCACCCUCUUCCUCUCUCUGAUUCUUAACCGCACCUACACCAUGAUCCUGGAAGUGCUCCGCCUUGAAGAGAAGGUCAAGCUCCUCGAGAGCGAGAAGAAGUCCGGGGCCAAGCAGGCCGUGGAAGCUGGUGAGGUUGCACGACUGAAGAAGCAGCUGGAGGGCAAGGACCGUGACCUAGAGACCCUGAAGAAGCAGUGUGAGGGGCUUACUCGUGAGUAUCACAGCCUGGGUGACAAGGUCGCUGGUGAGAAAGAUGCGACCUCCAAGAAAGACCUAUAA